CCCUGGAUUCGAGAGGAUAUAGAGAUAAGAGCAGAAGAAGCAAGAAGCAGCUCGAAAUGGCGACUGUUUCUUUCUCCCCAAACGGUUUCUCUCUCAACGGUCCUUUAACCAAACGCCACGUGUCCUCAGUACCGAAAUCUCGGUCUCAGAUCCGAAUCACGUCCUCCGUGAUUGAAGACAGUGCUGGAUUUGGGGAAAGCUGCUCCCCAUUCAAGGAACUAAAAUCUGUUGCUUGUGGCUUGCUUGCUGUUUGGACGGUAACCGCCGCAUCGCCGGUUGUUGCUGCUAAUCAGAGGCUGCCUCCAUUAUCGACAGAGCCAAAUCGGUGUGAGCGGGCAUUUGUUGGAAACACGAUCGGUCAAGCAAAUGGAGUAUAUGACAAACCAAUCGAUCUUCGAUUUUGUGAUUACACAAACGAUAAAUCAAAUCUGAAAGGGAAGUCGCUUGCAGCAGCCCUGAUGUCGGAAGCCAAGUUCGACGGUGCGGAUAUGACGGAGGUGGUGAUGUCCAAGGCUUAUGCUGUUGGAGCAAGCUUCAAGGGUGUGGACUUCUCAAAUGCAGUUUUGGACCGUGUCAAUUUUGGAAAGGCUAACCUUCAAGGAGCCGUGUUUAGGAAUGCAGUGCUAUCAGGUUCCACCUUUGUGGAAGCUCAGUUGGAAGAUGCAGUGUUUGAGGACACCAUAAUCGGUUACAUCGAUCUUCAGAAGCUAUGCACAAACACAUCGAUCAGCACAGAUGGACGAGCCGAAUUGGGAUGCAGGUGAUCGAGACCCUUUGUCUGGUGGGCCCAACGAGGCGAUGUCUUUGUUUGAUGGUCUUCGAUUUUCCAUGUGAAAGUCACUCCUACAACCCAUCCUUAUCAGGAAGUGUGGAGCCCUUGAGUGAUCCAGAUAGUUUUUUUUUUUCUGAUGCGACCAUCAGGUAUGGACCAUGCCCUUAAAAGCCCCUGCAAUAAGAAGAUACUGGCCGUCGAUUUUGUGUCCUUUUUUUUUUUCCAUGUAAUGUAGACUAUUACUUUCUCACAUCUCACUGUCUCUAUUUAGUGGCCAUGAAUAAAAAGGUUAGGAUUUUCCCAACUUGGAGA
This is a messenger RNA of Magnolia sinica, 1084 nucleotides long. RefSeq names its product thylakoid lumenal 17.4 kDa protein, chloroplastic. The transcript is spliced from 5 exons. The record is from RefSeq and is a predicted model, not a curated record. The coding region runs from base 57 to 764 and encodes 235 amino acids. NCBI's taxonomy places the organism in Eukaryota, Viridiplantae, Streptophyta, Magnoliopsida, Magnoliales, Magnoliaceae.